AUGACACCUAAAUCGAAACGUCAUAAGAUUAAUAAAUCUUCAUCUCAAGAAUCAGUGAUCGUAUUGAACGAUGAUGACGAUUUUAUGUCAACAAAAACUACAAAAGCUCGCAAACGUUUAACAAGAUCAUGUUCAUCAUCAAUAUCAGAUGUUACACGAUCUAAAUCAAAAUGUACAAAAAUAAGACGAUCAUUUUCAAACACUAGUCAACAUCGUCCAUUAGAUCCAAUUGUUGAGAAUCAGAGAACAAAUGAAAUUAAAGAAAAAAUUGUAGAUGAAAAAAAACCUGUUAUUACUAUUGAUACAACGAUGAUUAUGUUAGCUAAUGGUAAAAUACCUUUAACAAACUAUGAAGAAAAAUAUCUUCUUGAUAAUUUGUUACUAAAAAAAUUAAAUAAAUUAUGUAAUAUUGAAGAAAUUUUAGAAGAACAAGUUUUAAUAAUAUUAAAGACAAAUUUUAAUAAUUUAAUUCCGUUAUUUAGUUUAAAUAAGACUUGGUGUUACGAUUUUCUUAUUAAACAUUUGAAAUAUAUCAUGGAUAAUUCAGAUUCAACAUAUUUUAAUAAAAUAUUGGAUAAUGAUAAUGAUGAUGAUGGUGAUAAUGAUGAUAAUCAAGAUAGAUUGUAUUCUUAUAAACGAUGGCAAUUAAUUACACUUGUACGUGAACAUAAUCAAAAUAGAAAAAAACAACUAACUACAACAACAACAACCACUGCACGAAUACUUUUAAAAGAAAAAUUAAAAUAUAAUGUAAAUCUUUUUGAUGAACUUGAAGCUAUUUAA
Didymodactylos carnosus is the source of this 783-nucleotide messenger RNA. Lineage: Eukaryota; Metazoa; Rotifera; Eurotatoria; Philodinida; Philodinidae. The record is from the annotation of a GenBank genome assembly.